Molecule: messenger RNA, 352 nt
Organism: Staurois parvus
Lineage: Eukaryota; Metazoa; Chordata; Amphibia; Anura; Ranidae
Source: the annotation of a GenBank genome assembly
AUGCCACCUGUACUCCUCCUCCUCAUACUCCUCUCAUCCAUUCCCAAAAUCUCCUCUCUCUACCCCCCUACUCCUCCAAAACAACUAUACAUCACUCCUCACUGCUUCCAUAUCCCCACUACGGCUCUCACCACCUCCUCCUAAUACUCCACUCUCCCACUAACCCACACGCCACCACUAGCAGACUCACACGCUCUUGCACAUCUCGCUCCUAUGCCACCUUUCUCACCCUUCUUCUAACCGCCGGGCACAUCUCCCCAAACCCUGGUCCCUCACCACCUCACUCACCCACUAGGCACCCUCCUACUUCCACAAACUGCCGCAACCCCCUCAACCUAAUACCUGUCCCCGU